Knipowitschia caucasica is the source of this 312-nucleotide messenger RNA. NCBI's taxonomy places the organism in Eukaryota, Metazoa, Chordata, Actinopteri, Gobiiformes, Gobiidae. The record is from the annotation of a GenBank genome assembly.
AUGUGGGGGGUGAGGGUUGGGCUUGCUGGGAGGGGGAGGGGGGGCACGGAGAGGGCUGCCAGGGAUCUCUGCACAGCUGCCUCCGAAAGUGUGUGCGAGUUUGGAGAAGGGAAAAAGGCGUUUGUGUUGUCGGGAGGUGCACGCGACCAGACUGGGACCGGUCCAGGCCCCGCACGGCUCUCGUUGCAGCCCCAGCAGCUGCCCCUCCCAGGUGGCCUGACAUUUGAGUCGCAGCCGGGCCAGAUUAGAUGGAAGGUGUACGGAGAAGGACAGACGGCAGAGGAGGAUGAGGAGGGGAGCCACCACUAUUAA